This is a messenger RNA of Lathyrus oleraceus (garden pea), 1039 nucleotides long. RefSeq names its product copper transporter 6. Gene Ontology annotation, molecular function: copper ion transmembrane transporter activity. Gene Ontology annotation, cellular component: plasma membrane. The transcript has a single exon. The record is from RefSeq and is a predicted model, not a curated record. NCBI's taxonomy places the organism in Eukaryota, Viridiplantae, Streptophyta, Magnoliopsida, Fabales, Fabaceae. Gene Ontology annotation, biological process: copper ion transmembrane transport. Bases 278 to 766 code for a protein of 162 amino acids.
CGUUUAGUUUUGUUUGUGACCACAGACCACCACUUUCCCCUCAUACCGCAUAAUCAUCCAAUAAAAUCACGACUUAACUCCACGUAUUACUACUGCAGUACAAUACGAUCUCAUAUACGAGUACACGACUCUUCUUUCCUAUUUGACCCAAAACUGUACUAUACUAUCACUUCACGGAUGCACCAGAACCCCCAAAUACACAUUUAUUACUAAUCGCCAAACCAUAGCAUAGAAGGAACCUCUCAGAUCUCACUCCAAAGAGACGAAGAACACCGACAUGGACGGUGGACACAUGCACGGCGGCAUGGAUGGCAUGGAUGGGAUGACGCACAACUCAUCAUCAUCACCAUCAUCAACGAAUGGAACCAUGAUGAUGGGUCAUAAGAUGCACGGCAUGAUGCACAUGACAUUCUAUUGGGGAAAAGACGCGUUGAUUCUCUUCAACGAUUGGCCUGCUGGUGAUACCGGUAUGUAUGUAUUGGCCUUGAUCAUUGUUUUCGUCAUGUCGGUUCUCAUCGAGUUGCUCUCCCGAACCCGGUUGAUUAAACCCGGUUCGAACCCUGUUACUGCCGGUCUGGUUCAGACACUUUUGCAUGUUCUUAGAGUUGGUCUAGCUUAUUUGGUUAUGUUGGCUCUUAUGUCUUUCAAUGGAGGUGUGUUCUUGGUUGCUGUGCUUGGUCAUGCGCUUGGGUUUCUCUUGUCAAGCAGUGCUUUCAGAAAACAAAACCAUGAUGAGCCUUAUGAUCUUCCUCCCAUCUCUUGUUAAAUGUUUUAUUAUUUUUUUGAUUUCUGAUACUUAAUUUUAAGAAUAAUCAUAAAUUAUUUAGUGUUAAUUUGCAAUUUCUGUCUUGGGUUGCAAAUUUUGCUAAUGAAAUUAUAGUUGGGUUAAAAUUUAGAUACAUAUGAAUGUUUAAAUACCUUCGUCGGACAUAAAGGCUUUUGUGAUUUCGGUCCGAAUAUCAGGAGAGUAGUGAUUAUUUAAGCUUGUUACUAUACUAUACUUUUAGAGAAAUCAAUGGAUAUGUAACGCCUUGCAACA